AUGCACGCCGCCCUCCGUCGCGUCGCGCAUCGCGCGCUCGCGAACGCGCCCGCGCGCGCGCCGUCGACGAUCGCGCGCCGGUCGUACGCGAGCGACCCGAACGCGCCGCCCAAGGUGCCCUACCCGUGGCACGACCCCAUGAACCCGAGCAAUUGGAAGGAGGAGCACGUGGUGUUCGCCGUGCUCGGUGGAUGGGCGGUGGUGAUCGCGGGCGCGAGAAGCGCGCUGUCGUAG
Ostreococcus lucimarinus CCE9901 is the source of this 234-nucleotide messenger RNA. RefSeq lists its product with no specific name. The transcript is spliced from 2 exons. The coding region runs from base 1 to 234 and encodes 77 amino acids. The record is from RefSeq and is a predicted model, not a curated record. NCBI's taxonomy places the organism in Eukaryota, Viridiplantae, Chlorophyta, Mamiellophyceae, Mamiellales, Bathycoccaceae.